AUGAUUUCAAAAUAUGAAGUCUUGGCAAGGCCUGACCUAGAAAGAACAUGUGUGACUGAUGGUGCAGCUAACAUGAAGGCAGCUGUCAGUUUAGCAACUUUGGACAAGCAAUUGGUGUGUGUUGAUCACAUGUUGAACAAUUGUUUGAAAGACACAUUAGGAAAUGGUGAGGUAAAGGUAAUUGUUGAUAAGUGCAAUAGACUUGCUCAAAGGACACAUCAAAGCACUAAGGAUUGGUAUGAAAUCAAACAAGAAUGUGAAUCUCUAGGGUGUAAUCCAAUCAAGCUAAUCCAACCAGUGCAAACAAGAUGGAAUUCAAAUGCAAUGCUGUUCAAGUCAGUGUUAAGAAAUGAGCAAGGUUUGAAGUCUGUCAGAGAUAACAGCCUGAAUGCAAACUUGACAAUACUUAUACCAAGUGAUGAAGAUUUUCAAGUAAUUGCAGAACUUCAUCCUUUCUUGGCAAAAUGUCAAGAAUACUCAGAGAUUUGGUCCUCAGAUAAAACACCUACAGUUCACAAGAUCCAGCAAAACCUCUUUUCAUUGAUUACUAUGUGCCGUAGGACAGUUACACAAAAUACUUCAGGUUCAAGAAUUGCUAAAGAUGCAAUGACCAGGUUUAUAGAAUACUUGGAAACUAGGAUUCCAGAUAAAGGCACUGAAGUUAAUGACUUUAAUCUUGCAAGUGUGUUUGAUCCAUUUUAUAGAGGUUAUUCUAUUACAUUAAUCAAGGGCAACAAAGAUCAUUUAGAUGGAAUAAUAGACCAACUGGUAGAUAAUCAUCCAACUACCAGAGAAUACAAUGAGGCUUAUAAGGCUUCAUUACCUUCUGCAAUGCCAAACUUAGAUGGAGAUAUGGAUGAUUUUGAGAGAAUGGCCAUGGAAAAUGAUGGAAAUGAUGCACCAACUUUGACAGGACCAUCAGAGCCUCCUCUGAAGAUGGAAUUUAAGAGGUACUUGUCUAUGCAAAAGCCAGCUAAGGAUGUGAAGGUUUUAGAAUGGUGGAAGGUCAAUCAAAAGGAACUGCCAUUACUAGCUGCUAUGGCAAGGAAGUACUUGUGUCCACCAGUGACUUCAUGCUCUUCAAAAAGGCUGUUUUCAUUAGGAGGAAAUAUUAUUAGUGAUAAAAGACACAAUAUGAAGCCAGAGACCCUUCAAAAAAUAAUGUUCAUAAAAGAAAACUUUCCACUAGUCAAAUCAAAAAUAAGGUCCUGGGACAAAAAAUGCCCUGGUGAACCAGGCUAUCAGUCUCAACCUCUACCAUCCACCUCUCAAGAUCAACCUCUAUCAUCAACUUCACAGACUCAAACUCUACCAUCACCUUCUCAGACUCAACCUCAACCAUCUCCAUCUACACUAACCCAAUCAACCAAACAGAAAAAAAUGAAAAGUUUUUUGAAACCAAAUGAAUCACAGUCUCAAAGUUUACUACAAAGAGCUAAAAAAAGGAAACUUGUACUUGAAUAACCAAUGAAAAAAUCACCAAUGAAAAAAAACCCUAUAUAUGAUGCAUCUAAAGAUUUAUUUAAUACUAAAGCUAGUGAUAGUUCUACUAGCGUAGCUUAUAGCAGUGCUAGUAGUAGUCGCAAUGGCAGCAAGGACAGUGUCACUGAUCUCACUGAUAGUGAUUUAGAAUAACUGUAUUUUUUAACUGUAUUUCAACUGUAUUUUUGAAAAUAAAAAUUAAAAAAAUUCAAGUUUUUCAAUUCUUAGUAACAGUUUCGAUUCUUUGCAGCAUUUUCGAUUUUUUGCGAUAUUUCCCGCUAAGAACCGAAAUUGGAACCAAAAUUUACGGUAAUUUCGAUUAUUGCCUAAAAUUAGGAAUCGAAAAGAACCGAAGUUAUCGGUUCUUAUCAGAAUCGGAAUCGAAAUUUACCGUAAU
Molecule: messenger RNA, 1879 nt
Organism: Hydra vulgaris (swiftwater hydra)
Lineage: Eukaryota; Metazoa; Cnidaria; Hydrozoa; Anthoathecata; Hydridae
Molecular function (GO): protein dimerization activity
Source: RefSeq, a predicted model, not a curated record